Messenger RNA from Brassica napus (rape), 3579 nucleotides. RefSeq names its product zinc finger protein WIP4. Bases 2379 to 3458 code for a protein of 359 amino acids. The transcript has 2 exons. The record is from RefSeq and is a predicted model, not a curated record. Gene Ontology annotation, biological process: regulation of gene expression; anatomical structure development. Gene Ontology annotation, molecular function: DNA-binding transcription factor activity. Gene Ontology annotation, cellular component: nucleus. Lineage: Eukaryota; Viridiplantae; Streptophyta; Magnoliopsida; Brassicales; Brassicaceae.
AAAAACUAAAAACCAAAGUUUAAAACAACCAUUCAUGUUUUUCAAAAAACCAAAAUCUUCUGCAAAAUCAAAAACCAAAAACCAAAAACUAAAAUCUAAAAACCAAAAACUAAAAUCUAAAAACCAGAAACUAAAAUCUAAAAACUAGGAAAACAAUCAUCACCUUAAUAACUAACUUUCAAAACAUACUUUUAACAUAUUUAAAUAAUUACUUUCAUAAAAUAAAACAAAUUUAUAACGACUACAUAAGUUAUAAUUUAUAGUCAAAUUUUAAAAAAUCCAAACAUGGUUAAAUUAUUUCAUAUAAAUUUCAUAUAUAUAAUAUAUUUCUUAAUUAUAAUUAAUAGUUUAAAAAUGAAACUAUAAGUUAAAAUACUAAAUAUCUUAAAUUUAAUUUACAACUAAUUGUUUCUUUUUGAAUAUAUGAAACUACUCAAAUUUAUAAUAUUUUUCUAUAUGAACCAUCUUAAUUAUAUAUAAAUCUAUCUGAAAACUCAAUAGGGCGGUUGAACUGUAAUUCAUUCAUCUGUCUGAUUCAUGGUUAUGUUAUAAUUAGAUUUGAGUUAAUUUGGAAAUUUGGUUAAAUUUACCAAAACGGCUAACCGGCAUAAUACAAUAAUUGGCUUUUUAAUUUAAAUUAAGAAAUAAAAAUGAUAUGUUCAAUUUUAAAUAUUUAUCUAUCUAAACCGCAAAAUAAUUUUGUUCUAAAACAUUAUUUCGCACUGUUUAUUCUAUCGAAACCGCAUGAAUCGCAGUUACACCAUAACACACUUCAAUUAUGUUCCGCUUAUAUACUAAUCCUCAGUUAACAUUCUUAUCCAUAGUCUCGAUCUAGUAGAGCAAUAGCCAAUAUAUUGACGCAAUUUUGUUCAUAGAAAAUACUUGUAAUAUUAAAAACUAACUAUAUAUGAAUAUAUUAAAAAGUAUUAACCAUAUAUACAUAUUUUCAUAUGGGAUAGCGGCAGAGUAUACUACUUUAUAGAGUCUAUAUGCGUCAACAGUUAGGUGAUCUUAUGAAUCUAGUGGUUGUAGUAGUUGGUUUUCUUAUUACUCAGUGUACAACAUCUGAAAACGCUAGGGAAAGUUGCUGCAAAUUUUUAUCUGAUUACUACUUGAAGUUAUGUCAAUGAGUUAUAAAUAAAUAUUUGGAGUUCCCAAGUAAUAUGUUUCUGAAGCCGAGCCGACAUGGAGAUGAGACCACCAACGCAAGUGCUGUCUUAGAUCACGACCGUCUCAUUUUCCAACGCGAUCAAUCUCCCCACAAAACCAAAAAAUGUUUAUCAACUCUUGAUUCGAUGCUUUCUUUCUUAUAUACAUUUUGUAAUUUACUGUUAGACAUUGAAGGAGACAAACUUUUAUCCUUGAUUCCCGAUCUUGUCCAUUUUAUUUGAUCCUUUCCAUACUCUGUCUGUCUAAUAGGCUUUCAUUUGCUGAGGGACUCGGGAUUUUUGCUCAAACUAAUUAUCAAACCAAAACAUUAAUUAUAUAUGAACUAUACAAUAUUACUGAACCUAAAACAUCUUCUGAAUUAAUUUAAAUCGAUCAAUGAUCUUAAUCAAAAGACUAAAAACACUAUGUGCUAUGUACUGCAUGUUAGCGAUUAAUCAGUUACCAUUUGUGAAAACUCAUUUUCAUCUAAUAAUACAUAUGUACAAUCAUUAUUCACUUAGAUCUUAUUAACCAUGCUUUUCUAUAACCCGCGGUAUCCUGUUGGCCGAAGCCCAACCGACUAAUCUCCUGGUGAACUGUUUAUCGGCACCAAACAGAUUUGGUUGUUCGCAAUGGAAAUUAGAUAUUCAUGUCUACUGACAACAUAAGCAGAUAGUUAUGAUCGCUUUUUAUCACCAAAAUGUUUUAGGCCCUUCACUGAUAGUUCUUUGGAAUCGAAUCAUGUAAAUGAAUCCCCUCCCUUACAUCCAAAUCCGAAAAUGUAAUCUUGAGAUACAUUUUUUAUCAGAAAUUUCCUUGCCACACCAAUAGAACUACAGAAUACUACAUACACUGGGGGUUUAACCCGAUCUUAGGUAUCCAGUAUUUUGUGACAAGAAAUUUUUAAUAUUUAAUAACAUCUAUGGUUGUUUCAUUAAGAUUUAAUAAUUGACUUUAAUAUAACAAAUACAUGCGUGCACUUCGAGUCCCAAGAUAGUAAUAAGUCUCCUUUUUCAUUCUUCAAACUUUCUCUUUGUUUCUUUUCUUCCUACCAUUUUCUCCGUACCCUUUUUCUAUUAAAUUACAUUUGCCACCGUUUUUUCACAUCGCACACAUGUUGUAUACACUCAUUUAUUAAUAUGUACAUGCAUAUAUAGCAUUCUUUGCCCUCUUAACACAAACACCUCAUCUAGAGAUAUCAUACAUUUCCUUAUUCUCUCUGUCUUCUAAUGUCUGAUCCAGCUUGUAUUUUCAACAAUGGCAUUGUCGACGGCUAUGACUAUAGCUUCAACUAUUCCACUUCUCUCUCACACAUCUACAACUCUAAUGGCAGCUUCUAUUACCCUCACAAUACCACAGACAUAAACCCUAAUUCUACUUUACCUGAAUCUCCUCCACUUAGAGAAGCUCUUCCUCUCCUUAGCUUAAGCCCCAUCCAUAAGCAGCAAGAAGAUAUUGUUCCUCAGCAUGAAUACUGUUUCAUGGAGACGACCGAAAACUCUUCUAAUUCAAACUUUCUUAAUCAUAAUCUUGAUCAAUGCCAAGAAAGUACUCAUCAUUAUGAUGUGACCGUGGAUCUUCAUCUAGGGUUGCCAAACCCCGGUGGCGACGCUAUUGGUUACGGGGGUGGUGGGAGCAGCAGCAGCGAUGUCAUCCUUGAUUCUACCGACCAAGAGCAUCAUCAAGAUCGUCAUCAAUAUCAUGGAGUAGAAGUUACACUUGCUUCUGAUCAUCAUCAUGAUGGUCAUGGUGGUGUACAAAGGGGUAGUCAUAAUCACUAUUGGAUCCCUACUCCUUCUCAGAUUCUCAUGGGUCCUACACAGUUCUCUUGUCCUCUCUGCUACAAGACCUUCAACAGAUACAACAACAUGCAGAUGCACAUGUGGGGACAUGGCUCAGAAUACAGAAAAGGACCAGAGUCACUAAGAGGGACACAACCAACGGGGAUGCUGAAGCUGCCUUGCUACUGUUGCGCACCGGGCUGCAAGAACAACAUUGAGCACCCGAGGGCAAGGCCGCUCAAGGACUUCCGUACGCUUCAGACACAUUACAAGCGGAAACACGGUGCGAGGCCCUUUGCUUGUCGUAGAUGUGGAAAGGCUUUUGCGGUCAAAGGAGACUGGAGGACGCACGAGAAGAACUGUGGGAGGCUUUGGUAUUGCUCAUGCGGCUCGGAUUUCAAGCACAAGAGGUCGCUUAAGGACCACGUCAAGGCCUUUGGUAAUGGUCAUGUCCCUUGUUUUGGCAUUGAUUGCUUCGGCGAUCAUGAGGACGAGGAGGCUGCUUCUGAUGUCGAACAGCAAGAAUGAUCGUAAUUUUGUUUGGAUUAUAUUUAUCGGAAUAGCAGAAGCCUUUACUGUUCUAAGGUCUUCGUUAAAGUUUGUUAGACCGUCUUUUUCAUUUAACUAAUCUAAAGUGCAUUUUCUUAUC